AUAUACGAUUAUUUGUGACAUUUAUAGAAGUACUUCUGUACUAGGAUAUAUGAGCGGAAAGCUGUCUGUCAAACUAGAUCCUGGGUGUGGAAUAGUCUCUGCAUCACCCUGUUUGGAACAGACUGAUAAGGCUCGUUUCUUAGCAACCACAGUCUGCCAUAGCCAGAAACCUGUCCCUCUGCAGCUGGAGGGAAAAUUCUGAAUGUCUCAAAUUUGUACCUUUAACCAAGACCUCUGUCAUUCCUGGGCAUGGAGGUGCCAUAUGUCCUUCUCUUAACUAAACUUGUAGCAGAAGUUGCCAGCAAAUCUACUCAGACUUUGAUUUCAGAGACAGAAUGUUGUGUGGAUGUGUGGGAUACAAACAGUUCCUGUCCAGUAACCAACCAGUGCAGUCCAGGUUGUUACAGGCGAUGGAAUGAGGAUGGCAGUAGUAGCUGCAUUAAAUGCAAAAAUGAAACCCUUCCUGUUGCACCUGUUUACAAUCUGACUGAUUGCAGAAAUUCUGGUAGCAGAGGAAUGAAUUUCCAAAUGAAUAUAAGCACUGUAACUCCCUUCAUACAGAACAUAGGAGGCCCGGAAGUGGCAGCCUCUCUUAUUGUGGGAACAUUUUUCAUCAGUUUAUUCUUGAUUCUGUCUGUUGCUUCUUUCUUCUACCUCAAACGUGCCAAUAAACUUCCUAACAUUUUCUACAGAAGAAAUAAAGCAUCUGUUCUCCAGCCUAGUGAAACGGCAUCCAUGAUACCUCCCCCUGCUUCUUCAGUUCGGAAGCCGCGAUAUGUCAGACGAGAACGGUCGAUAGUGACAUCUGCAUCUUCUGCUAUGAUCUCUUCUGCAGAAACGAGGGUCAGCAAUGUUUAGCCUUCAUUCUUAACUGAAGACCUUUUAAGCAUACACAGUGUCGAAGAGUUUUCUAAAUCCACUGAAGUGCCAGGAAAACAUCGCAAGCAGAUGACCUAAAUGCAAGCCAAAUUACUGUGUCAAGGGGUUUGUGCCAAAUAUUAACAGAGAAAUGAACUAAUAUAAAGAUACUGAUGACAGGCUACAUCCAGUUCUGUGAACUGCUUUGGUGGGUUUGGAAUGCACUGUUGCAGCUCUGUGGUUUCAUUUGUCUCCUACAGAUGCUGUGUUUGAAAUCUGUACGGUAUCUGCCUUUCUUUGGUACGCUUUCAGUUUUUGACAAGUUUUUCUUUCUAUGUUGUGAUAUGUUCUCUGUCUCCAGAGCUGAAUGUCUUGGUGCUGCAGACCAACACAAAAUAUUGGGAUUACUCAAGGGUGUGGGCUUGUUUGAAUGGCCCUCUUGUAAAUGUUAACACUAAGUGCCACUGCUUUAGUGUUGUAGGAGAACAUAACAAUACUUAAAAUGCAGUAUUCUUUUGAUGCAAAAACUGACGCCUCUUGGAGCAUCUUCCUCAGCCUCUGACAUUGGACAGUUGAAAAACAAGAUCACCCAGAUACUGUUGUUCUCAUUGCUGCUGAAGACUGUGGUCAGUACGAAUCUGAUCUAAAAUGCGUGAAUUUGCUGGAAAGCUUUUACAAUGGUUUCAGCUUGGUCUCUGGAUUAAAAAGCCAUUUGCUAUGGCUUUGAUAGGCUGCUAUGUUAUCCCUGCUAUGCAAAGACGGUCUCCACUAGCUUGUUUCCCUCAAUACAGUAGCUGAAGGGAAACCAAACUUCCUGGAGGGUAGCUGUGCAUCCUUUAGACUUGUCAGUGACUAUUGCGAUGAAUUGGAGAGAUCAGGUGAAUUCCUGCCAAUAGGUUUUCUUUCAUCAAGCUCUUCAUUAACAUGACUGACAUCUGCAGGCCAGCACCUUGUGGCAGAGCUUUACGAGUAUUGUCUUGUUGACAGUGCCAGUAUAAAUAGCUCCUAGUCUCAGAUGGUUGACCUUGUUCAUCUUAUGCUAAUUAUGCAGUGCACUUGAUCAGGAAAUUGAUGUACCUAUAAUUAAUUUUUUUUUUGCCUAUGUUACCUUUGAACCAGAUUGUUUCCUGGUGCGGUUGACUGUGUUACCACAUGAACACUUAUAUCAUCACAGUGGGCACUUGUGGUAUGGGCAUGAGAGUGGGUGACUGGGAAAUGAGUGAAAAACUUGAGGCUGCUAAAUUGGUUGAAGUGUCACUCUCACCACACGUGAAAUUAUUCCUAAGCAGCUUGUGCAUUCCUUCCUGCCUGUGUUGCUAUUGCCUGUUUUGGUUUAUCCCCUUACAUUAUGGUUCUGUACUCCUAAAAUAAAUGACUUUGUGGCUUUUCAUUACAGGCCACUGACAUGAACAUAAUGAUCUCAAACUACAACAGUUGAUUCCCUCUGUCAGAAAAUGUGAACAAAGCUGUCUUGAGUUGAUGUGAUGCACAUAUGGAGAGUGCAAAGAUCCAGAUUGUCUUCCCCCUAUGGUUAGAGGCUUGUUAAAAGCAGUAGGAUCAGAAUUGGUAUGGGAGGGGAUAUGUUUUAUCUUAUUGAAGAGACCUGUUUUUAUGCAAGCUUCAGUGCAGUUAUAAUUACUUAUGUCUAUCUCCUAAAAAGGAGAGAGAUCUCUUGUAGCAUCCCAACAAGCAAUGGCAAAGACUAAGGAUAAAGGACAAACCAUGAAGAAGCAAGGUCUGCUGACUCAAAAAAAAAAACAUGAAUUGUGAUAUGGAAAUAUUACCUUUCUAUGGCAAUGGUAAAAGAAAUUUUUGUUCUAGUGGACAAAACUAAGCACAACAGACAACUCCAUUUGAGAUGUUUCACAUUUUGAUAUGAAAUAUGCUUAUAAUUCAUAUGUUCCCUGUUCAGGAGGCAGCAGUUUUGUCUUAGUCAUUUUGAUGUCUUUUUAUGUCUAUACUGCUGAGGUUUUCCCCAGGUAGAAAUUUGUUUGGAAGCAAUAAGUUUUUCCUGAACUUAGUUGCUGAAUAUUUUCCUAACCUUUAAGGAAAAGGAAUAACUAUGCAAAUAAUCUAAUGCCAAGAAACUGCACCUUUUAAAGCAGGGAAUUUCUGCUUGUGAAUCUGUCAGUGAUAGUGAUACAUCUUUGAAUUAUGUAGUUGCUAACUUUGAAUUAUGUAGUUGCUAACCUGUUCUUUCUGUCCAUAAAUUGUUGAAGGAGCACUCAUGCCACUGUUGUACUGGGACUUAAAUAUCCCACACCACUGCUACAUGUAUGUAUCUGUCUGAACCCUAUCUGAUCCUCAAGUGUGUAUUGUUACUUAGUUCAGUGUCAAAUGUCUUAAUGCUCUAACUUCUUCUGUGCAGUCAAGUUUUUUCUGAAUGCUAAUGUCUUUCUCCCCCUGUUAUUUCUCUUCUUUCUUUUUCCCCAACUGUUUUAAAUGCAGCAGUUGUUUUGGGUUUUUUUUUUUUUGUUUGUUUGGUUGGUUUUUUGCAUUUUAAGAACUGUUCAGCUUUCAUUUUGCUAUUUGACACAGUGAACUCCUGAUCUGAACAGUUUCUGGUUCAUUUGCACUGUUAAUUUAAAUACAUAAUGUGAUGUUUUGGUUCUCACCCCCCUCCAAAAUAAUAGUAACAUUAAAAAAAAAAAAAAAAAAAAAAAAAAAAAGCUUUAAUGAGCCCUCAGCUUUGAGCUAAAUAACGUAAUUCCAACACAAAGGAUUGAUAUGUAAUGUAUUUGUGUAUUUUUAAA
Molecule: messenger RNA, 3611 nt
Organism: Rhea pennata
Lineage: Eukaryota; Metazoa; Chordata; Aves; Rheiformes; Rheidae
Gene: C22H1orf159
Product: chromosome 22 C1orf159 homolog
Exons: 10
Coding region: 250-858 (202 amino acids)
Source: RefSeq, a predicted model, not a curated record